AUGAAGGAGAAUGUUCUUUCCCAUGGCAUGCAUGAACAGUUCUUCAACUGGAUGCAGAGUAAGUUCAAUGGAGGACAAGGGGAUAAGAGAAGUAAUGCAGUUCCCGCUACGAAUCAUACAAAGAAAGAGCCUCCAAAGGAAGAAUUUAGUGACUGGCCUCAUGGAUUGCUGGCAAUUGGUACUUUUGGCAAUACAGAUCUCAGAGACAGACAAGACGUUCACGUCGAGCAAAACACAGUGAGUGAAGUUCCUCAAGCAGAUGAAUGUUCGUCUCCGGAUUUCUCAGAGUUCACCGCUGAAGAAGUGGGGAAGUUGCAAAAGGAGUUGACGAAACUUUUAUCUAGAAAACCAGCUACAAAAGCUGAGGAGCCCAUUGCUGAUCUACCGUUGGAUAGAUUCCUCAACUGCCCUUCAAGCUUGGAGGUAGACCGGACUACUUCCAAUAGAUUCAGCACUUAUUCAGACGAUAAAGGUGAAGAAGAAAUUGAUCGGACCAUUAGAAUUAUCCUCGGAAGAUGCAAAGAUGUUUGUGAGAAGAAGAAGAAGAAAGCCAUUGGGAAGAAGUCAUUGUCUUUCCUCGUCAAGAAAAUGUUCGCUUGCAGAAGCGGCUUUGGACCCACUCCUAGUUUACGAGAUACAUUUCAAGAAUCAAGAAUGGAGAAGCUUAUGAGGACAAUGCUCACCAAGAAGAUAUACUCUGAGAGCUCUUCCAGAUCUCCAUCGUCAAAGAAAUAUAUAGAGGACUGCAGGUCUGCAUCAACAGCAGAAAGAGAAGAAGAAGCGCAAGAUAAAAAUCAAGACGGCUCUAAAUGGGUCAAGACUGAUUCUGAAUAUAUUGUUCUGGAGAUAUAA
Messenger RNA from Sesamum indicum (sesame), 852 nucleotides. The record is from RefSeq and is a predicted model, not a curated record. Lineage: Eukaryota; Viridiplantae; Streptophyta; Magnoliopsida; Lamiales; Pedaliaceae.